This is a messenger RNA of Striga asiatica, 300 nucleotides long. Lineage: Eukaryota; Viridiplantae; Streptophyta; Magnoliopsida; Lamiales; Orobanchaceae. The record is from the annotation of a GenBank genome assembly.
AUGGAGAAUGCCCGCGUGUCCUUUCCCUUCUGGUACAGUAGCUUUAGAACCUUAAAAUCGUCAAAGGCGAGCGCGAAUUGGUCCUUGGAGCUGGUCAUGAAGGGGACACGGACAGAACUUUCGUUCAAGAGGAAGAAUUUGCGGACGUGGGUUAGAGACGGGUCGAAUUUUGAAGCCCAGAGUGCAUUUGCAAGGAUGAGCAUAGUCAUACUAGUGACUGAGCCGGGUGAGAGCAGAUUUUUUAUCACACCAUUUGUUUUCUCCUCGACCCAAGCAUUCACUGCUUCUCUUACCACAUGA